AUGGCCCGCCUUAAUCCCUUCUCGUUUACCCCGGGGCCAGUCAUCUUCUUUACCACCGUUGUCUACGUGGGCCUCUUUGCUGGCCUGCUCGUUACCCACCUGACGGUACCAAACUACCCAUCUAAUCCGCCAGCCGGCAUCAACCUCACCGAAGCUUGGGGCGACCUCCAGCACAUUACCCGCCGCUUCCAUCCCUACAACAGCCAGGCCAACGACGAUGUACGCGAUUAUCUACUCACACGCAUCAAGAGCAUCGUCAGGUCCAAGGACCUGGGAGAGGGCCAAGUCGAGCUGUUCAACGACUUGACCUCCAAUGCGACCUUUUCGUCCGGUAGUACCUCUGUCUACUUUGAAGGUACCAAUCUCAUCGUCGCUAUCCGCGGAUCCGACGAUGACGAACCUUUCAACUCUACUGAUCGUAGUUCGGAAAAUGGCGGCGUGCUUGUGAAUGCCCAUUACGAUUCUGUGAGCAGUGGCUAUGGUGCAACUGACGAUGGCGUCGGUGUCGUGACGAUCUUGCAACUUCUCUCUUACUUUACAGAGUCCAAGAACUGGCCCAAGAGAACUGUGGUACUGCUGCUCAACAACGGCGAAGAGGACUAUCUAAAUGGCGCCAAAGCUUUCAUGCGAAACCCGAUAUCUCAAGUCCCACACACGUUCGUGAACCUUGAGGGGGUUGGAGCCGGUGGCAGAGCUGCUUUGUUUAGAAGCACCGAUACCGAGAUUACUAGGUUCUACAAAAAGUCCAAGUAUCCCUUCGGGACAGUCGUGAGCGGUGAUGGUUUCAAGAGGGGCUUGGUCCGGAGCGAGACUGACUACAAAGUCUUCCAUGGCGAACUCGGGAUGCGAGGUCUGGACUUUGCGUUUUUGGAGCCAAGGGCACGAUAUCACACGAUUGAAGAUUCUUCACGCGAAACUUCAAUGAACUCGGUCUGGCACAUGCUUUCAGCAGCUCUAGCCACGACAUCUGGACUGGCUUCCAUCACUGGUGACGAGUUUACUGGCCCAGAAAGCCUCGACAACGGCAGGGUCAAUGCUGGAACUGGUAGUGAUGGUGUAUGGUUUGAUCUCUUCGGAAGGGUUUUCGUUGUGUUCAAACUGCAUACUCUCUUCGCUUUAUGCAUUACUUUGCUAGUUGUUGCACCUCUUACACUAAUUGGCCUGACUUUUGGUCUUUCCAAGGCCGACAAGAACUACCUAUUAGCACGUAAGGCCUACGUGCAUUCAUCAGACGACGACAAUCCGGUGCACCUUUACGGAUGGCGCGGCUUCUUUCGCUUCCCUAUCAUCUUUGUCUCCGCAUCCGCUGUUGUUAUCGCAUUGGCAUAUCUCAUAGUCAGAUUCAAUGCUUUCAUUGUGUAUAGCAGCCCAUUUGCUGUUUGGAGUAUGAUGCUCUCGGCAUGGGUCUUUGUCGCGUGGUUCCUUGCCCGAGGAGCCGAUGCUAUGCGACCAUCUGCACUUCAGCGUAUGUACGCUUUGAUCUGGCUUUUCGUCGGCUCCUUUGUCUUUCUCACUAUCAUCACGGUGUUUGUGAACGACUACCAGAUUGCUGCCGGUUACCCCGCGCUCUUCUACUUUGCGGCUGUGUUCGCGGCCAUCCUCCUUUCCUACCUUGAGCUCUUCCUUGUCCCAAGCAAAUCAGCAUAUGCUCGCCACUUCGAGCAAGAGAGUGAAUCGCGACGCAACUCAGAGUCUGCAAGCAGGCCUCUUACGGGCAGCACCACUGCAGCACGGUCUGAUGAUCGUCCUGUGGGAGACGAUGACGCCACUGAGACCACCUCACUCUUACGCGGCGAUCGACGCGGAUUUACAAGAUAUGGCGGUAACAGGCGAGACUCCAUCAGCGAGGGAGGCGAAGAUCAUGCACAAGGACCCCGGCAGAUAGAUCUCGGCAACGUGUAUCCUGGAGAACAAGAGUGGAGCGGCAAAUUACCGAGCUGGAUCUGGAUUGUUCAACUUCUGCUGUUGGCGCCUAUCGUGAUCAUCUUAGUUGGACAAGUUGGUCUGCUUCUUACCUCGGCCCUUUACCAGACGCCAUCAGACGGUAAUUCGACCUUGUUCAUCUACCUCGCAUUCGCAGGGCUUACGGUGCUGCUGCUCGCGCCAACCGGUCCUUUUAUCCACCGCUUCACGUACCACAUCCCCACCUUUCUGUUCCUGGUAUGCGUGGCAACUGUCAUUUACAACCUUGUGGCGUUCCCGUUCAGCAGGGAUCAUCGCUUGAAGGUGUAUUUCGUUCAGCGGGUUGAUUGCGAGACUGGCGACAACAUUGUGUCCCUGACCGGCUUGGACGGCUAUGUCCAACGCAUUGUUGGCGAGUUACCCAGUGCGCAAGGCAAGCAGCUUAUUUGCACGACACCCGAGGUCGCGACGCGUAAGGAGCUAAAGCAGUGCGAAUGGCAGGGUCUUGACGCUAAAGUCGUGCCGAAGCCAGCGCAUGCAUCGUCAUCCCGCAACAACACAUACAUCAGCAAAUGGCUCGAUUAUUCGAUCCAGAAGGGCAACAGCUCCAACAAAGCGACAAUACGCGUUGUUGGCCAUAAUACGCGCGCAUGCCGCAUUGUUUUCGACUCGCCCAUAACAGCAUUGAGCGUCGCCGGCGCUGUUUCAGAUUCUCGCUUUAAACCCGUCGGUGCGGACGGGGCCCGGGAAGUGCGACUGUGGCAUCGCGAAUUUGGUCAGCCCUGGAACGUUAGCGUAGCUUGGAACGCCAAAGAACAAUCGAAACUUUCUGGAAGGAUUGUGUGCCUCUGGUCGGACGCCAAUACAGGCGACAUCCCUGCCUUCGAUGAGGUGCAGCACUAUCUGCCCGUAUGGGCAAUACCGUCCAAGAUUAGCGAUGGCUUGGUCGAGGGCUUUAAGCAGUUCGAAAUUUAG
Alternaria arborescens is the source of this 2877-nucleotide messenger RNA. RefSeq names its product Vacuolar membrane protease. Gene Ontology annotation, molecular function: metalloexopeptidase activity. The coding region runs from base 1 to 2877 and encodes 958 amino acids. The record is from RefSeq and is a predicted model, not a curated record. The transcript is spliced from 2 exons. Gene Ontology annotation, biological process: proteolysis. Lineage: Eukaryota; Fungi; Ascomycota; Dothideomycetes; Pleosporales; Pleosporaceae.